This is a messenger RNA of Cicer arietinum (chickpea), 1519 nucleotides long. RefSeq lists its product as uncharacterized. Lineage: Eukaryota; Viridiplantae; Streptophyta; Magnoliopsida; Fabales; Fabaceae. Gene Ontology annotation, molecular function: RNA binding. The record is from RefSeq and is a predicted model, not a curated record.
UUGAAGUAUUUUCACCGUAAAAAAAUUAUAGAAUAUUGAAAAAUGUCAGAAUUGUGGGGGUUGGGCGAUUAUCGCACUUACAAUAUAUAAAAAAUGUCCAUUUCUUCUUCACUUCUCUACGAAUCAAGAAACCAUGGCAACUCCUUCGCUGUACCGCAUUCUUCGAAGAGCUUCCACUAUUAUCAAUUCCUCCUUUUCGCUCUCUCCCAGGUCAGUUGGUAGAACUCAAAUAUAUUCUAUUUGUUCUUCUCCAUUGAGGCACUGUGUGACUAUUGGGAAUCAAGGUUUUUGGUGCGGUAAGGGUUUGAGAGAGUUGAGUUAUGGGACGGUUAAUCUUGUCAUAAGGGGAGGGAAGACAAAGUUUGAGACUAAUGAGGUUGACCCUCCUAAGAAAGAUAAGUGGAAGACUAAGAAGAGGUUGAAGUUGCAGAGGAAGAGAGACAAGGAGAAGAGGAAAGCGGCUAAUAGAAGGGAUCCUCGUCGACUUGGUGUUAAAGGGAAAAAGAAGAAGCAGAAGUUUGCUAAUCCAGAAGAGAGAAUCAAGUUCAAGAUUGCAAAUGCCAGAGUCAAAGAAGCAUUGCUCAUUGAAAGGCUCAAACGAUAUGAAGUUGCUAAAGCUCAGGGUCCCGAUGUUAAACCUGAUGGCUUGACAGGGGAGGAACGGUUUUAUCUAAAGAAAAUGGCUCAGAAGAGUUCUAAUUAUCUCCAAGUUGGCAGAAGAGGGUUAUUUGGGGGUGUUAUUCUGAAUAUGCAUAUGCAUUGGAAGAAACAUGAGACUGUUAAGGUCAUAUGCAAGCCAUGUAAACCUGGUCAAGUACAUGAGUAUGCACAGGAACUUGCCAGAUUAAGUGGCGGUAUUCCAAUUCACAUCACAGGAGAUGACACUAUAAUAUUUUAUCGCGGAAAGAAUUACAUACAGCCUGAGGUUAUGUCACCAGUAGAUACAUUAUCCAAGAAAAAGGCACUUGAAAAAUCCAAGUAUGAGCAAUCACUUGAGUCAGUGAGGCGCUUCAUUGCUAUUGCGGAGAAAGAAUUGGAGCUAUAUCACAGACACGUUGCACUUUAUGGUGACCCCAGCAACCGCAGUCCCUUGUCUAUACUCGACGAGCCAAGUGAAAGCUCCAGGGAAAAGAGGAAUAAUCAUGAUGGAAAGAACCUGGAUUUGAGUAGUUAUUAUCUUUCAGAGACAGAAGCAGGUUCCACAGAAAUGGAGCUAUCAGAAUCUGAAGAUAACUUAGAGAAUGGGAACUCGUCGAUGAAUGAAUCAGAUUCUGAUGAAGACAACAUGUUAGGUUCUGAUGAUGAUCAAGAAAGAGAAGUAAAUUUUACUAAACAUAUCCACAAUUUUAAGAAUCAAUAUUUGUUAUCUGAACAAAUUCCCGUCAUUAGAGAUUAAAGAUUAAUUAUAUAAUAUUGUUGACAGUUGCCUUUGCAUUGAGUAUACCAAAUAGUACAUAAAAAAUGUCUUGAAGGAAAUUGACAUAUAGUUUAUAGAAGAGGAAUUUGUGUCUUUUAGAAA